This is a messenger RNA of Sander lucioperca (pikeperch), 2919 nucleotides long. It is a transcript of the gene ndc1, whose product is annotated as NDC1 transmembrane nucleoporin. Gene Ontology annotation, molecular function: protein-macromolecule adaptor activity. Lineage: Eukaryota; Metazoa; Chordata; Actinopteri; Perciformes; Percidae. Gene Ontology annotation, biological process: nuclear pore organization. The transcript has 18 exons. The record is from RefSeq and is a predicted model, not a curated record. Bases 128 to 2086 code for a protein of 652 amino acids. Gene Ontology annotation, cellular component: nuclear pore transmembrane ring.
UAAUCGGGGUCCUCAGAGGUCCUUUGAAUGCAUGUGGCGCGAUAUGGGAAACGGUGGAAAAUAGUUUGACAGCAGGAGAGCCGAAGAGAUUGUUAUUGCCUUUUGGCUCUCCAUUGAUCUAAACAACAUGCUUUCUGCAGAGCAAAGUUGUUGGUUCGUCCGCAAGGUGAUAUUCUGGAGAGCUGUGGCCAGUAUUGCUUGGGCUGUCCUGUUGUUGCCACCCAUCACAGCCGUUUUUGUAAUCAUCAGCAGGUUCAGUCUGCUCCACCCCAUCCAGGCGGUAUCAGAAUGCCUGUCCUUCUUAACGAGUGCAAGUGCCAUCUUCUCCUUCAUUCUGCUGUGUGGAGUGAUCAUCAUGGUAGGGUUCCUGAACCUGGAGUAUUAUACAGUCAUCCCAACCAUUGCAUGCUCAAAAAUUGCCCUGUUGGGUCAGCUGCUCCACCCUCGUCAGUUUGUCAACUCCCUGGGCCACUGUAUCAUGGGAAUAAUCGUGGCUUGGUGUUGUGCCAUCACCGUCGGGGGCAGAUAUGAGACAAUCGCUGACCCUUGCGCACAGGGUGAUGGUUCCCCCCAGAUGUGCCUGAAUGAGUAUCACCUCAUCCUUCUGCUGGCUGGAGCCUUUGUUGGAUUCUCUCACAGUCUGCUGGGUGUGAUCUACAACAUGAACUAUGUUUCUUUUCACACUGUUCAGCAAUACAAAUACCUUCGCUUUAAGGGAUCCCUAUCUUUGGUGCUGAAGUGUAGCGCCACUCAAGCACUUUACUCUGUCAGGAACUACAUUGUUGUGUAUUUCUUUUUGGGAUACAUUCCAAAAGCAUGGAUUUGUAAGACACUGAAUCUUCAUUUGAACAGCUCUGUCCACCCUCUUGACAGCAUAGCUGGACUGCUGGACCUGUCCCUGCUCUACCACCUGUGGAUCAGCGCCAGCUUCCUCCUCUUCACAUGGCACCUCACGCUGCUGCUCUUUAGGGUCUUUGUCACUGAGGUGUACAGCUUUCCUGUGCAGUCAUCGUUUACUGAGGAUGCCCACCAGUGUCUUCCUACAGUUCUGACUGACAAGCAGCCAAUGAUAUUAAAGUUUCUAGCUCUGCUGGACUUGGCUCUGCUGUCUCAACACUCCCCAUCAAGACGCAGUGAGGUCUUCAGUCUGAGUCAGCCAGGUGGCCAUCCCCAUAACUGGAACGCCAUCAGUAAGGAGUGUCUGUCUCUGCUGGCUGAUCUGACUCAGAGACUCAUAGCCUAUCAUGACACUGUAGCAACCAAUGGCAGGGCUAAAUCACUGUCCACUGGGAGUGAGAGGAAGACUUCAUCUGAGUCAUCAGUUACCUCGGGUACAGAAGAUCUUAUGAGCCCGAGGCCUACUUUACUGAUGAAAACUCCAGCUUCGGUCUUUGCACGCUCCAUUGUUGGCUGCCCACAGAGCCCUCUGACGGCACCAUUCACUCCUGACCUGGACAGCCCCUUUGCUUCCCCUGCCCUGCGUCGUCUUACUGCUCCUAUGGACCAGUGCUCGCCGUGGUUCGGCACAGUGCAGAGCCCACACAUCAUGAGGAGAGUCCCAAAACUCUGGUCCACCUCCACAGAUUCACAGGUCAAUGGCAGUCCCCUGGCUUCCCCUGCCUCAGUUCCCAGUCCCAAGCAGGAACCGUCCAAACCAAGUCUCCUGGCUCAGUUCCUCCAGAACAGAAAAGAACAGCUUCCAGAGGCCUCCAGUCAAGCUCUGUUUGCAGACAGCCAGGCUCACAUCUGGGCUUUAGAAGGGCUGUCUUACCUUGUUCAAUCCUCCUUCUCAGAAGACCAGUUUGGGGUUGUACAGACAGCAUUACCCAGCAUUCUCAGUUGCAUGCUGGGCUUACAAGAGGCAGUAGAUCGUCACUUCAAGCUGCCUCAUGCCUCCAGUAAGCCGGUCAGGUCGGCCAGCAGCAUGGGAGACUCUACUCACAAAACACUGCGCUUUGCUCUCAGGGCCACUCUCAAGACUUCCAUCUACAGGAUAACAACUACUUUUGGAAAUCACUUAAAUGCUGUUAAGAUGUCUGCAGAGCACCGGAAAAGAUUGCAGCAGUUUCUGGAGUACAAGGAAUAACGUGUGCGUGUGCAUGUGUGUGCGUGUGUACAAGUGAAAGCCCAUGAUAGUGCCUCUUUUAAUAUUUAUGUCUGCACUAUGUCAUGGCGGAUUGUAUUUGAUAGGCUAGAUCACAUCCCCUACAUGCAUGAGGCAUGGGCUUCCUGCCCAACUGACAGACUGAAACAGGUUGGAAGCCAGACUGUUGCCUUCUGUGUUUGAGAGAUGUAAAGUAGCUCACUGUAUAAAUAAGCAACUCAUUCCAAAAGAUAUUUGUUUCAUUUUGUAUUACAAGAAAAUCAUAUCAAGUAAUCCCUUUUGACUUUUGUUUAUUGGGAUGACUUGUAAAGGGCUAUUUGCGCUGCAUUUGUGCUAAAUUAUGCAGAUCCUUUUGGUUUCACACUUCAUCAGAUGUCUUAUGGAAUUACUAUAUCAAAACGUUUUGCAUUUGGUGUGAGAUAGUAUGAUAUGUCAGAGUGAUAAGAAGUGAGAAGCUGUGUUGUUCUCUUGAGUUUCUCAGGUGCCUGAAAUGUGUUCUGGAAAUACACAUUUUUAGAUCUGGUUUUGUUCUAAACACCAGCCUGGAGAACCAGUUUACUGUUGGCUGUGCAGUUCAGGUUCUCGAACUAGAAAAUACACCAUAGUCAGAUUUACAGAUCAGACACCUCUGUUUGUACGUGUUAACUAUUUGUCAGUUUUGUUCAUGUGAAAGAAGGCUGUCUUUCAUGUCAGAUCAAGGAUGGAGAUGUGGUGUGACUGGUAACAAGUGUGGGGAAUAUGUUUUGAUUGUCGUUGCCAACAAGUAUUGAGUUUAUAUUCCCACUCAGACUUGUUGAAUAAAAACAUUAUGUUGA